Messenger RNA from Penicillium digitatum Pd1, 366 nucleotides. The record is from RefSeq and is a predicted model, not a curated record. NCBI's taxonomy places the organism in Eukaryota, Fungi, Ascomycota, Eurotiomycetes, Eurotiales, Aspergillaceae.
AUGACGACAAAUGAACAUUAUUCGAGAAUACAGCUGGAUACAGACGGGGAUGAAGAGAUCUUGGGAAAAGCCAAAGAGCUAGACGGGCAGCUCCAAGUAUCUCUAUUCGAAGUCGACCAAACUUGGACAUCUUAUACGCUGAAAAUGAUACCUGGCCAUCUGACUAAUCGUCUUAUCGUUUUUCGCCCACAUCUAUCACGGGACCUUCUUGGAUGUAUUCGGGUGUACCAAGCUGGGACCACUGCGAAACUUUGGGACGUAUAUGAUUCGAGGGACACAUUCAUAGGCAAAGUUCCAAAAGAUUGUGCAAUCGAAGCAAUGGUGGUUGAUGUGAAAUUUAUCAAGCAGAGGGAGAGCCAGAGUUGA